Leishmania braziliensis MHOM/BR/75/M2904 is the source of this 2193-nucleotide messenger RNA. RefSeq names its product putative protein kinase. Gene Ontology annotation, molecular function: ATP binding; protein kinase activity. NCBI's taxonomy places the organism in Eukaryota, Euglenozoa, Kinetoplastea, Trypanosomatida, Trypanosomatidae. The transcript has a single exon. The record is from RefSeq and is a predicted model, not a curated record. Bases 1 to 2193 code for a protein of 730 amino acids. Gene Ontology annotation, biological process: protein phosphorylation.
AUGAGCUUGAACAGUACUACAAACAAUAAAUGCACCUCGACUGCCAUUGCCUCUGCACCGGCGCCACCAUCACACGGCGGUGCCAGUCACGGCAUUGGGGCGGCAACAACAGCCAGUGGCCAGGUGCGCGCGAGCUGGAAUACCUCCUCACCCGAGGCAGCGCAGGAUAACAGCAGCACAGCCGUCAAGAGGGACGGCUGUCCUCCAUCACAGACGCAUCUGCAACCACCGUCUCCCUCGCUGCUGUCGCACAGCACAGACGCGGGCGAGGAAGGCGGCGACGCGCAGAACGCGUUCUCCACUGAGCCGCUCGAGUACUGUGGCGUUCAUCUCCUGCCCGGUGUCGAACAGAUCGACUUUGACGAAGGCUACUACGUCGGCACGAUCGACGAAAAUGGUGAGAUGGCGGGCUACGGCAAGGCAACGUGGCACAGCGGUGACACAUACGAAGGUGAGUGGCUGGAUGGCAUGAUGCACGGCAAGGGAACCUACACCUGGGCGGACGGUGACUACUACCACGGCGACUACGUUAGAGGCCGCAUGGAGGGUUCUGGCGAGAUGAAGGAUGCCACAGGGCUCUAUACGGGUGAGUGGGCCGACGACAUGCGGCAAGGCCACGGGCGCAUGGUGUACGCCGGCGGCAACGUUUACGAGGGCGAGUGGCUGGCUGGAAUGCGGCACGGCGCUGGCAAACUUGUCGAGCCGGCGGCGCACGUCACGUACGAGGGCGAAUUCAACCGGAACGAAAAGGAGGGACGCGGUAUACAAACAAACGUGGACGGCGACGUCUACGAGGGCGAAUUCGCGCACGGCAAACCCAACGGCCGCGGCACCUACCUCUGGGCAGACGGGGCACGCUAUAUCGGCAUGUUCAAGGACGGCGUCAAGCAUGGCGACGGGUGUGAGUGGCUCGCCAACGGCGACUGGAUUGCCGGUCUCUUUGUCAACGGCGAGCACGUGGACAGCCACUCGACGCAUCACGUGGCGACCGUCUUUACGACCGACAGCAGCGACGCCGACGACGGAAGCGAGGUCGGGGCGGGUGACCGCCGCGCUCUCAACAGCCGAAAAAAUGCUAGCCUCUCCGAUUCAACUGCGGCGGCCGUACUUGCCCCUCUCAACGCCGAGAAGCUGCGCCGCAUUGCUGACCAGGUGCGCGCUCCAUCCUUCUCAAUAAACACGUCGUCGAUGAUUCUGAGGAACCUCAGGGACCCCUCGUGCACCACCGGCUCCUCGCACUACCGAGACUUCAACGACACAGACAGUGUGAUUGCCGAUGAGGUAACGUCACCGUUCUCGCGCGCUCUGGUCGCUCCGCAGAUGCUGCUGGACGACAGCGAUCUCGAAGGCUGGACGCCGCUUAAGACGAUCGGCAAGGGAAGCUUCGGUGCCGUGUACACGGCGCUCCUGCGCAACGGUCGCACGGUGUGCUGCAAAGUGAUCGAACUUGGCAGCGUUGAGAGCGAGGAAGAGAUGGAGAAGCUACGCAAUGAAAUUGCUCUGAUGAAGCGACUGCGGCAUCCAAACUGUGUCCAGUACUACGGUAGCCUCGAGGACAGGGCGAGGAACACGCUUAACAUCUUCAUGGAAUACGUCAGCGGCGGCACACUCACGAGCUUUGUGGCCAAAUUCAAGAGCAUUCCACUCGAGACGCUACGGCAGUGGGUAUACCAGAUGGUGUGUGGCGUGAAGUACUUGCAUGAGUGCGGCAUCGUGCACCGCGACAUCAAGGGCGACAACGUGCUCGUCUCCGUCGACGGCAUCGUGAAGCUGGCGGACUUUGGCUGUAGCAAGGCAAUCGAUGAUGUCUGCAGCGCCACGCACGGCUGCUCGACGAUGGUCGGUACGCCGUACUGGAUGGCCCCAGAGGUAAUCAAGUGCGAGGCUGGCGGCUACGGUGUGAAGAGCGAUAUCUGGUCCAUUGGGUGCACUAUGGUAGAGAUGCUGACGGGCAAGCCGCCGUGGCCGGAGUGCAACUCGAUGUGGGCGGCAGUGUACAAGAUUGCGAAUUCGACGGGGUUGCCGACGGAGAUACCAGCCGACGUAGACCCAGAGCUGAUGGACCUCUUGCAGAAGUGCUUUGAGCGCAAUCCAAAGCUACGCCCGACAGCGGCCGAAAUGCUGAAGCACCCGUUCUUGGUAAAGGUGACCGAGGGAGUGACUUCGCCGAUGGAGGGAAACCGGAGCGAGUGA